GCAGCAGCAGAAGCAGAAGAAGUCCUCCCCUUGUCUGGUUAGUCUCCACCAGUCUGCAGCCUGUGUAGAAGAGCUUGGAGGCGGUGUACCGGCAUCUGUUUAAAAUGCCUGUCGAGUUAGACCAGUGGACCGGCCCUCUCGCGCUGACAGAGGUGGAGGAGAAGCCUUCACACGCGCUGAGCGUCAAGUACGGCUCUGCUGAAAUCGACGAUUUGGGCAAAGUACUGACGCCGACGCAGGUGCAGAGUCGACCCACUUCCAUUGAGUGGGCGGGAUGUGACCCCAGUAAACUAUAUACCUUGGCCCUGACAGAUCCAGAUGCACCCAGCAGAAAAGACCCCAAGUUCAGAGAGUGGCACCACUUCCUGGUGGUCAAUAUGAAAGGGAAUGAUGUGUCCAGUGGCUGUGUCAUGUCGGACUAUGUCGGCUCUGGCCCCCCCAAAGGCACAGGUCUCCACAGGUAUGUGUGGCUGGUCUACGAGCAGACCAGCAGCCUGUCCUGCACCGAGUCUGUCCUUACAAACCGCUCGGGAGACAACCGCGGCAAGUUCAAGAUCCAGAGCUUCAGGCAGAAGUACGGCCUGGGAUGCCCCGUGGCUGGGACCUGCUACCAAGCCGAGUGGGAUGACUACGUCCCUAAACUGUACGAACAACUGGCUGCAAAGUGAAAAUAGGAUUUGAGAUUAUCGAGUGUUUAGCACAAGUGAUUCACAGGAAUGCCCCUGGUCUUUAGGAAACCCCCAUUCUAACAAGCAACAGAAAUCUCAACAAUAAUGAAGGCUUCUCUUUUUUGUGUGUGCCGCCAAAUCGCAUUUCCUGUUCUCCACCGGUUACCCAUGUUUCACAUUCUCACCGAGCGAAUGGCAACCCCCUUUCACUGACCCCACCAUUUACAAUAAACCCGUGUGCCACUGAAACUGUUGCGUUUUCUUU
Lampris incognitus (smalleye Pacific opah) is the source of this 933-nucleotide messenger RNA. It is a transcript of the gene pebp1, whose product is annotated as phosphatidylethanolamine binding protein 1. Gene Ontology annotation, biological process: negative regulation of MAPK cascade. The record is from RefSeq and is a predicted model, not a curated record. NCBI's taxonomy places the organism in Eukaryota, Metazoa, Chordata, Actinopteri, Lampriformes, Lampridae. Bases 105 to 668 code for a protein of 187 amino acids. The transcript has 4 exons.